This is a messenger RNA of Aethina tumida (small hive beetle), 574 nucleotides long. Its product is annotated as general odorant-binding protein 19d-like. NCBI's taxonomy places the organism in Eukaryota, Metazoa, Arthropoda, Insecta, Coleoptera, Nitidulidae. The record is from RefSeq and is a predicted model, not a curated record. Gene Ontology annotation, molecular function: odorant binding. Gene Ontology annotation, biological process: sensory perception of smell. The transcript has 6 exons. The coding region runs from base 44 to 490 and encodes 148 amino acids.
UAAUUGUCUCGACAGUGACUAACAAAGAAUAUAUUUUUAAAAAAUGAAGAAAUUUUUCAUCUUAGCUUGUUUUAUCGUGGCUGCAAAUGCGCUCUCAAAAGAGUUCAUUGAGAAAUGUAUGGCAAAGAUGCACGCAAUCGGUGCCAAAUGCGCCGCAGAAACGGGUGCUUCUAAUGAUGAUAUAGCAGAAUUGAUUGCCCACAAAAUUCCCGGCUCCCACGAAGGAAAGUGCACCAUCUACUGUUUCCAUAAAGCUUGGGGAAUGCAAAAUGAAGAUGGGUCACCAAAUUUGGAAAAGGCCAUCCAAUCCAUGGAUGCGUUGAAAGCUGAAGAUGCAGAUGUUUAUGGAAAAGUCAAAACCGCUUUCGAAACAUGCCUACCCAGUGUUGCUAUCGAUGCUGAUCCUUGUAUCACCGGUGCUAAUAUGGCUGUAUGUAUUAAAAGUGAAGGAGAAAAGAUGGGACUUACACGUGAAGCUUUCGAGAUUUAAUUUAAAAAACAAUAUUGAUAGUCAUGAUGAUACUGAUGUUUUUGUUGUAAUUUUAGAUACCUUUAAUAAAUUGAUUAACGUGUA